Molecule: messenger RNA, 1688 nt
Organism: Hypoxylon trugodes
Lineage: Eukaryota; Fungi; Ascomycota; Sordariomycetes; Xylariales; Hypoxylaceae
Exons: 4
Coding region: 1-1248 (415 amino acids)
Cellular component (GO): cytoplasm; nucleus
Molecular function (GO): mRNA binding
Source: RefSeq, a predicted model, not a curated record
AUGUCCUCGGAUACAUUUUCUCACCAAGUCCCCAUCAACGGAACUAUUCAGACAGCAGUCGCACCGGGGAAUCAGACGAAUAUGUACUACAUUUUGGUCUCAAAUUUGCCCUGGCAAACAUCUUGGCAACAAUUAAAAGACCAUGUACGGGCCGUGUGUAUGGUCGAUCGAGUCGAAGUGUUCAACGAGAGUACAUCUGGCUGGGUAUCGGUCAGAGGCCAAGAGAACUACGACGCAGCUCUCCGCCUGCUCAACGGGGGCGUCUUCAACGGGCGAGCCCUUUGUGCGGACGGCAAAAACGCUACGGAGAGCAUAAUGAUCAGGGAAACAGUAGACUCCCCUGUAAAUGGGAGUUCUGUGUCAAGAACUUUACAAUCACCGAGAUUUCAAUCCCCUCCAUCAACACAAUAUUCAGCUAGCACACCGCCAUUAAUGUCACCACUUGCCACGGGAUACGGAGAGUGGACUACUCCUGGGACCCCUUCUACGUAUGGGGCUACUUCAACGGAAUAUCCACCUUACACCAUGUCGGUUCCUACACCAUAUGAUUACAAUGAGACAACCGGCUACUACGCCUACGACGCUUCAAAUAGUGGCUACAUAGACCAAUCAGCUAUGGUUUCGUCCCCUACGAUGGUACAAUAUCCUUUUGAAGCAAGCUACCCGCAGCAAUAUCAGAUGAGUGAGUACCAAAGCAAUGACUACAGCACGUACAGCAGCAUGCCAACCUCAGCUUCCAUGCCAAGUGACUCAUCCACAGGCAUGGUUCCUACAAGGCAACGCAAGAUCAUUGUAAAACAGCUCCAGCCUUGGGCCACUUUCAACCAGGUACAAGAUCUCAUCCGAAAGAAAGCCGGAUCCGAUGCUGAUAAAGUUCAGCAUAUUGAUCUACCACUAACGGACGGUCAAGAAUCAAAUAGAGGUUAUGCCCUCGUCACAUUUCAAAGCGAGGAAGUGGCCAACAAGCUAAUUCGACGGCUUAAUGGUCACAAGUACGACGGACGGGAACUGAAAGUGGAUUACACUAAAGAGGGCGUAUCGGAAAAUGAGAUCUCUCGCCCCCGCACCUCUGGACAUAAAGAGCGGCGAGAAGACCGAGAGAAAAAGGAAAAGAAGGAGAAUUCCCGAGGGUCUGGUUCUCAUGACAAGAAGAGCAAAUCUCAUAAAUCGAGCGUUGUCAUCGCAGACGGUUCUUCGCCUACCUUAAAGAAAUCGGACACGAAGGAUAAAUCAAGCAAACGACAUUAGGAUAACAAUGCCUAUGCAAGUCUAGCAGCAGAACCCGCAAUGGGAAAAAAAAAUGCUGGUCAUUGGCUAAGCCACGCUUCCUUAUUCUCUGGGGAAAGGCAGUCUAUGGAUGUUCGUUGUUGGCACUCUCUUUUUUCCUUCUUCCUUCACUUACUACCGAGUGGAAAUGGCGGUUUACUACUACUGUGAUACACUGGAUGGCUCAACUGUCGUUACCGCAAUGUACCUGCGCAACUGUAUAUGUUCAUAUGAAAUCAGUCCACCAUUUAGCCAUACGUGAUAGUAAAUCUCGAGAUCGUCGUAUCGAUUUCCCAAGUACCUCUGACGCACUCUAGAGGGCGUUCCUUUGCCACGUCACGGUUGGAGAUUGCACUAUACUAUUUCCAGACAUUAAGACAUAAUCUUCCUCAUAUCCGUAGAGCCUCACAGGGACCGUGCCC